Messenger RNA from Megalops cyprinoides (Indo-Pacific tarpon), 1855 nucleotides. RefSeq names its product protein tyrosine phosphatase non-receptor type 2b (gene ptpn2b). The transcript is spliced from 10 exons. The record is from RefSeq and is a predicted model, not a curated record. Gene Ontology annotation, molecular function: protein tyrosine phosphatase activity. Gene Ontology annotation, biological process: protein dephosphorylation. NCBI's taxonomy places the organism in Eukaryota, Metazoa, Chordata, Actinopteri, Elopiformes, Megalopidae. Bases 152 to 1339 code for a protein of 395 amino acids.
CUCGCAGUGUUCAUGUCAGCCUUCGCGGACGCGCAUUUUAUUUCGAUGUGUUCCGGGCGAAUGGCUGUCCUGGAAGAUGUGUGAUGAGAGAAACCGUAAAUAAUACGCGCAGCUACAUAUUUGUAAAGACUGGAGCAAUCCACAGGACAAAAUGGACCAGGAGUUUGAGGACAUAGAUUCAGAGGGCCGGUGGCAGAACCUGUAUCUAGAAAUUCGUAAUCAGUCCCACGACUGCCCAUAUAAAGUUGCGAAGUAUCCAGAGAAUCGGAAUCGGAACAGAUAUAGAGACGUUAGCCCAUUUGAUCACAGUCGAGUUAAACUUGUAAACACGGAAAAUGACUAUAUCAAUGCAAGCUUGGUCGUAAUGGAAGAAGCCCAGAGAAGUUACAUUUUAACUCAGGGCCCAUUGAGAAAUACCUGUGGACACUUCUGGCUGAUGAUAUGGGAGCAGAAGACCAGAGCCAUCAUAAUGCUGAACAGGAUAAUUGAGAAAGGAUCGGAGAAGUGCGCGCAGUACUGGCCCACCCAGGAGGAGUGCGAAAUGUCAUUCAGGGACACACGAUUCGUCGUGACACUAGUUUCAGAGGACAUUAAAUCUUACUACACGAUACGAGUGUUCAAGCUGCAAAAUGCCAAUACGGGCGAGACGAGAGAGAUCUAUCACUUUCAUUACACCACGUGGCCCGACUUUGGGGUCCCAGAAUCCCCUGCCUCCUUCCUCAACUUCCUAUACAAGGUGCGAGAGUCGGGCUGUCUGGGGGCGGACCAGGGGCCGGCAGUAGUGCACUGUAGCGCCGGGAUUGGCCGAUCAGGGACUUUCUCAUUGGUGGACACCUGUCUGGUUCUGCUGGACAAGAGGAAAGACCCCUCGUCUGUGGACAUCAAGAAGAUCCUGCUGGACAUGAGGAGGUUCCGCAUGGGGCUGAUCCAGACCCCCGACCAGCUGCGUUUCUCCUACAUGGCCAUCAUCGAGGGCAGCAAGUACAUCAUGGGCGACCCGUCAGUGCAGAAGCAGUGGCGGGAGCUAUCCAAAGAGGACCAGGAGCCUGUGUCAGACUCCCCCCCGCCCCCUCAGCCGCUCAAACGGCCCACCGACAAGUUCAACGGGAGCAGGCUGUCACGCCCGGACGAGGUGGGCGAGCCCGAGGUGGGCAGGAUCGCUGGGAAAGACGUGUCCUGUAGAGAGCAGGACCUGGAUGGGAACACGGGGAACGUUCGCAAGCGGCACCGAGAGGAGAAGGUGGCCAGCACACCUGCGCAGAAGGGGCCACAGGUGAAGCCGAGGAUGAACGAGACAGAAAAGAAGAGGAAAAGCGUGCGCUGCAUUUGCUGUACGUGACACACAGAGAGCUGUCCAGUGGGGGGCGCUGUAGCAGACAGAGUCCCCACUGCGGCAGCGGCACCAUGAAGAUUUAAACGAGGAACGCGCUAACGGCGUUACCGAGCCCCCCCUACUCGUACGUCGCCCAGACAGUUCGUAUGUGUGUGAAAAGCCGGUGUGAUGUUUGCUUCUUGGUGGAAUACAGAGCGCUCAAGCAUGGUGUGUGUGUGUAUGUGUUUGUGUACGCGUGCGCACUCAGGUCAGAUUUCAGUAUUAUUUACGGGGAGGAACGUCUUUCACAGAAUCCUCUUACCAUCGUCACAGCUUACUCACCGCUGCUCUCAAAGCUUGUAUGAGUCAUCUGUUUGUAUUAUUCCAAAACACUCGACAAACAGCCGGCAAUGAAGAUACGUAAGUUUCCAUUGCUCUUUGAGGUAUCUCGGACUCAAUAUCUGUAAGAGCACAGUGCUCAUCCUAUAGAAUCAUCCCAGCUAUGAUCUCAUUACCAUGGUAUCCCAUGAUGCACUUAUCCCA